Messenger RNA from Benincasa hispida (wax gourd), 1308 nucleotides. It is a transcript of the gene RRF, whose product is annotated as ribosome recycling factor, chloroplast precursor. Gene Ontology annotation, biological process: plastid translation. Gene Ontology annotation, molecular function: ribosomal large subunit binding. The record is from RefSeq and is a predicted model, not a curated record. NCBI's taxonomy places the organism in Eukaryota, Viridiplantae, Streptophyta, Magnoliopsida, Cucurbitales, Cucurbitaceae. Gene Ontology annotation, cellular component: chloroplast.
UUCUUAUCCACAACUGUGUAGGAUUGAAUUUGGGCAAGCAAUGGCCUGCUUUUGAACUUCAAACUAUUUCCUUCCUUCCUUCCUUCCCCCUUAUCAUCUUCAAUUCAUUCAUUUCCGUUUUCAUGGCGACGCCUUUCUCCUCCACCACCUCCGUCCGCCGUUCCGUCUUUCAACUUACACAGAACCCCCCUCCCAAAGCCCUUCUCUCACUGCGAGAUUAUAAUGCAGGGUUAAAUUGCGUCAAAUGCGGCUCAAGUACGACUCAUCUUUGUUCAUGGAAGUCAGCUUCCAACUACGUCAGGCUCCACCGGCAAGCCCUAGUGCUCUCAACCCAACUCUCUGUUUCUGGGAAUCUAUUGAAAAACAGAAGAGGAGUCGUGAGGGCUGCAACGAUCGAAGAAAUUGAAGCGGAGAAAACAUUAAUUGAGAAAGAUGUAAAAGCGAGGAUGGAAAAGACUAUCGAUACUGUUCGAUCUAAUUUCAAUUCAAUUAGGACUGGGAGAUCAAACCCUGCCAUGCUUGAUAAGAUUGAGGUAGAGUAUUACGGCAGUCCAGUUAGCUUGAAGAGCAUUGCCCAAAUUAGUACACCUGAUGCAAGCUCACUUUUGGUCCAGCCAUAUGAUAAAUCCAGCUUAAAGUCAAUAGAGAAGGCCAUAGUCAACUCUGACUUGGGAUUGACUCCAAACAAUGAUGGAGAAGUCAUACGGUUGACUCUCCCUCAACUCACAUCCGAAAGAAGGAAGGAGUUGUCAAAAGUUGUUGCAAAGCAGGCAGAGGAAGGGAAGGUGGCAGUAAGGAAUAUAAGAAGAGAUGCUUUGAAAGCGUAUGAAAAAUUGGAGAAGGAAAAAAAACUUUCGGAAGAUAAUGUUAAGGACUUGUCAAGUGAUUUGCAGAAACUUACUGACGACUAUAUGAAGAAGAUUGAUGUCAUAUACAAGCAAAAAGAAAAGGAGUUGUUGAAGGUGUGACCAAAAGCAAAUGGUAGAGCUUUCCCUUUUGGUUCCUGUGAAAUAUGAAAUCAUUGUUCUUUUUUCCUCUGAAUAGAGAUUUGUUUGAUGUCGAUUGUUAGAAUCAAACCUCGUUCCUUCUUUCUUUCUUUCUUUUUUUUCUUGGUUGAAAUGAGAUUCAGCGCCUUGUGCGAAAAGAUGAGCUAGCAAUAGCAUUUAUGGCCUUGGUUUUGCUGUUGUAAAAUUGGCACAUCUCAAACUUCUUACUCUGUACAUUGGAACUGACAUUAUCAUUUACUCAUAUUUGGACUCGACCUUUGAUUGAUGAACUUUUAAUUCAAACACCUAUUGAAUUACCCAA